AUGUUUCAGGACUCCAUGGGACCCAGAGAGCAGGACGGCUGUGCUAUGUGCAGGAGGCCCUCGGGCAGAGAGGCGCAGCUCACGGUGCCGGCUGAACAGCUCCUGCCAGAGCGAGAGCCCUCGGAGCUGGCAGCGAAGGCGUGGAGUGCAGCUGUGUCCCGCGCUCCGCAGCAGAGGUUCUACCUCAUCCUGUUGAGUUCACUUGGAACGCUAACUGCAUCGGGAAGUUCAGAACUGAGCAUCUGCCUCUUGAGAAGAUGUCUUCCAUUUUGCUUUGAAGUUUGGCAUCCUUUGUGUUACCCAAAGCUAGGCCAUUGUGUCAAGAUUCAAUGA
Molecule: messenger RNA, 333 nt
Organism: Rangifer tarandus platyrhynchus (Svalbard reindeer)
Lineage: Eukaryota; Metazoa; Chordata; Mammalia; Artiodactyla; Cervidae
Source: the annotation of a GenBank genome assembly